This is a messenger RNA of Thunnus maccoyii (southern bluefin tuna), 3950 nucleotides long. RefSeq names its product ewing's tumor-associated antigen 1-like. The record is from RefSeq and is a predicted model, not a curated record. Lineage: Eukaryota; Metazoa; Chordata; Actinopteri; Scombriformes; Scombridae. The coding region runs from base 196 to 2130 and encodes 644 amino acids. The transcript has 6 exons.
CAAAACCUUCCAGGCAUCCGUAGUUCGCUGACGUCAGCAUCAAACAUGGAGGCUUUCCCCGAAUGAAUGAACGAAAUGCAAAAACACAACAAACGUUUUUUUGCGAAAACACGAACAGACUGUAAAUGUAAACGUGUCGGUCUCCACGUUGCGAGCCGUCGCGCAUCACCGAAGCUGUUAUCCGGUCGGUGAAGCAUGUCGGAGCGGAGGACGCAAGCUGCCGACUUCACUGAACACUGGAGGACUGUUUCCAAACUCUGUCGCAACAAAACACGAGACAACAAAACGGGAAAGCAGGCGUGUGACACAACAACAACAUCGGUCAUGUGCAAAGAUUUGCAGAGCCCUCAGCGCCGAGGCUGCAGCAGAUACCCUGGUUUGAAUAAUGGUGAUUCUCCAGGUGAUGUGGAAGCUUCACAAGACAUUUUCUGGGAUCCUACAUCUCCCACUCAAGGGACCGCAGGGCACAGGAACACCAAAGUUGUGGAAAUAGCAGAUAUUGUCAACCGCAUUGCUCCAAAGGAUGUGAAGCCGAAAGGGACUGAAUCCCCUCUGCUGCAGUGGAUCGGUGACAGUGCCGUCCCGUGCACACCAGAGAUUCCAAAGCCGAGAGUCAGGAAGAAGUCCUCUCGGCAGAGCAACGUGGAAGACCUCAUGAAACUGGCCAGGCAGUUCGAUGAGAACAUGCAGCAAGACAAAGAGACUUCCGAACAGCUGAACACUGUUAACAAUAAUCUCAGUGAAUACGUGACCAGUUCCAACACAAAACUGACAGAGACAUCAUUCCCGAGCAAGGUGAAGAACCUAACAUGUCCGUCCUCCUCGGAUCAGGUGGAGGCAGAGCUGCACGCGCUGUUUGACAGCUCCACUCAAAGAAUCAGCGGCCGGCUAAGCCAGGGCUCCUCAACGUCAGCCUGUUCGCAGGAAAUAAAAGGCCAGCCUGUGACUUUAACUGUAGCUGAACCCCGACGAUUAGAGGUCAAGUCAGCUGACAAGUCUGGCUCAGCUGCACAUCCUGCUGAAGGAUCUUGUGGUUUUAGCGCGAGCAAUUGUGAUGACUUUGAUGACGACUGGGAGAAUGACGACCUACUUAAUGACUCUUUUGUGCUGGCAAUGACCCAGAAUCCUGACCAGCAACAGCACACCAACACUACACAGUGCACCUCCGUUUGCAAGCCAACUGCAAGUAUAAACUCUUCACAUCAAGUUUCAAACCUGCACUCCAAGCCAAGCUACAGUGGCCUCCAGGAAUUGUGUCCCAAACCAAAGACUACCAACCGAAGCACUUUCAAGUUAGAGCCCAACCCUCACUUCCAGCCUAAGACUGCUGCCAAAGAGGUCUCCAAGUCCAACUUCACUGUUAUACAACCUAAAUCACAGAUGUCUGAGCAAAAAUCUGCUACCACAAAAACACUGCCUACCCCUCAACCUGACAAAAUGACUAAUGAUCAGAGGGGGGCUUGUGUUGCUGCAGACUCUGUAAAACACAUUUCAGACAGCUUAUGGGAUGAUGGGGACGAUGACGCGCUGCUCUACCAGGUAUGUGACAGCAUGGAGAGGAUCUCCAACAGUCAGCCAUUGCAAGUGAGCCCAGACACCUGCCAAGAAAAACAAGAUAUUGCUGUAGACAGACAGCGGAAAACCACUGUGCCUUUGCCAAUUGACACGGCCUGGUCCACGAGCGCCGGUGCCAGUGCUAACAGACAGUCACCUUGCACUUUUGUUCGUUCUAACUCAUUACCAGGGACUAGCUGUGAAACCGUGAACUACCAAGGAUGGAACGUUCCCAUGAAAGGUGCCAACAGCAAAUCGCGGAUGUCUCAGAGUCUCCCAGGAAGCCGCGUGAGUCUAGGCACAUUUAGCAUGUGUAGGGAUUCCUCUGGAACUUUCCAGGCUGUGAACGCUCAUGCGGAUGUGAAGCCUCAUACGGUGACAGCCAAGACACCACAGAACUCCAAGUCCCAUCACACGGCCUUCAAGAGAACUGUAUCUGACUCAGCAGUUAUAAGGAGCAAAGUUUUUGUCACAAGCCAGAUGACGGGGAAAUGCUCUGCAGCCGAGAUUGAGAGGAAGAAACAGGAAGCCUUAGCCAGGAGGCGAAUGCGAAUGCAGAACACACCAAAACCAUAAAGGAGCUCCACCCUCACUGAAGAAAUAUUAUCAUAUCUUAAUUAACCGUGACAAAACUCAUUAUUCCAUAACAGUAGUUCAGUCACCUCUUUGUCAAGGCUGUUUGUGUUAAUAGAUAAUAACUGUUUGUGUUACUCGCAAAUUGUCCAAGUUUUGGAUGAUUUGUCUGACGCUCUGCACAGAAAAGAUAAGUUUAUUCUUAUUAGAGCUGCUGAACGUUUUUGCUGCUGCUAAUGUAGAAACAUAUUUACAAGAAGCAAGUUUUUUUUUUUUGCAUUGUUUGAUCCAAGUCUCAGAUCGCAACGCUGGGAUUAACAUUAAAAAGAGAUUCACCUUUCACAUUUUGAUUUUGAUAAACGAUUUACAUCUGCUGAGUUUGAAGUGAUUCCAAAUGCUGACCGAUUCUGGUAACAUGUUUCUGCUGUUUUCCAGCAUCGUCAUUUCAGCUCUCUGCACACAUUUUGGCUUUUUCUGCAACAUGUUACAGGCUUUUGUUUAAAUUUAAGUAACUCAAUUUCAGUGUUACUUCUUAAAAAAAAAUGACUGACAGACAAUAAAUCACAGUGUAUUGUUGAUUUGUAUGUUUUGGUCUUAAUUUCAUUUCAUUUACUUAUUUAUAAGGACAACACACAUUCAAUCAACAUUUAUGUAAAUGUGCCAGCUGGUUCAUUUUCAACUGCAGUCCUUGUUUUUGGCGACAUGUUUUGAAACCUAUAAAGUGAUAAAAUUUUACAGAAUGAAGACAACAAGACACCACAAAGAUAGCAACAAUAUCAAAACAAGAAUUUUGCAGAGCAACAGGAAACAGUCAAACAUCAAUACAGUAAUACAGCAACAAAAAACACCACGUAUAGCCAUGCAUUCAAAACGAAGCAACAAAACACAUGUUGACCUUGAGAAAAUGUCAAAAGAUGUAGUUACAGGUUAGUAAAAUGGUAAUAUGAGUGUUACAGAGUUGUAAGACGCAACUAUAGGAGAACAUACCAGAUUGUUAAUGAAAUACUAGUCUAUAUUCCAGACAUACCCAAACCAUGCAAAGCCGUCCACCUGGCAACGGGCAAAGGACACAAGUUAGCAGCAGGGUAGCCAGUAAUAACUAUGAUAUGAGAAAAUGAGCAAUCUACUAUGUAGGUUAAAAAUGUUCACGCCUGUCUCAGCAGAAACUGAUGUCUACAGUUUGCAGUGAACGCUGGCAAUAAGUACUGUAUUAUAUACUGUAUGUGUUUGGUAAGACUGAUGAUGUGUCUGCAAAUUCUUAUUGAUGCGUACUUACAAUACAUGGAAAUUUUCAUACCUUUGUAAUCAGAAGAGUACUGUUUUAGUAGAAGUUGAUUGAGACACUACUGUAACCAAAUCUAAAACUUUUGUUUGGGGCCAAACUACAAAUUUAAACGAGAAAAUGUCAUGUGUCUGCCAUCAUUCAGUAGAUUUUGUUGUGCAGUUUUUGUUCGUAUUUCUUGUUCUGUUAUGUUUUGUUUUCCUUCACACUUUGUGCGUUUCACAUUUUUUUUAUCCUUUCACUUUUGCACAGGUCAGAAUCAAGUGAUAUCAAGACAGUGUUAUGGAAGAAAUGUGAAACCAAUAACUAAAAACACAACAUGUUUCUUCUAUUCACACAAGGUGAAGCUGGAAUGAGGAAGUUUCCCUCAUGUGACAAUCAGAUAAGAAAUUUUAUGGAAAUCCUUGGUGUUUCUACCUCGGUGCCUUACUAUGUCAUAAUAAAUCUGACUCAUGAUGGACUUGUACACUUUCUCCUAUUUUACCUUUCAUGAUGUUUGUACCUGGUAUAAACAAAUAAAGAAAUACCUUAAUGUUUUGUA